UGGGACCCACAGAGCCCAAUCCAAAGGGUCCGCAGUUGUUUUAUGUAAGACAUAUUCACACAAAUCUCUCUCUCUUAAAAAUCAAAGUUUGCUAAUCAUUUUCUCUUUCGAUUACCGGCGAGCAAUUUCCGAUGACGUGUCUUCUUUCUUUAAAGAGAUAAUUCCAUGCUUCUGCAAGUCAUUACCUAGAUGAAGAACUGUCCGUUCUCUGAAGUGCAGUAUGAUUGCUUCAACUGGGAUGCAUGAGAGCCGAUUCCUUUUUAUUACAAUAAACCUCCUAAAGAGCUAAAACACAGAUUUUCUUACCAGCUUGUUUUGUUGUUUCACACCUUUUUUUUGGUUGAAGUUUUAUUUACGUAUAUACUUUGAAGAAUCUUUUCACACCUUUGAAUUACCAUAAUCGUUAUAAAGAGCUGAAAAGCAGAGUUUCUCUUCCCGACUGGUUUCUUGUUGUGCACAAAAUGGCAUGUGAAGAAAUUCUGAAGGCUGUUUUCCCAUUUCUGGAGGGUAAUGACCUGGCUACAUGUAUGAUAGUGUGCAAACAGUGGCGAGAUAUUGCACGAGAUGAUUACUUCUGGAAAUGUCUUUGUUGUAAAAAAUGGCCAUCAAUUUGCAAACGGCCAUCUCCUCCUACUGUAACCUACUAUAAACUAUUUCAGAACUUUCAUAAACGGCAAAAUCGCCGGACUGUUCUCCCUCCGAAACUUUCCUUCAAUGACUUGGAGUUCUACAUUGACAUUUGGACCGAAGAGAAAAUAAUUUAUUCAGAUGUGGUACCAGGGCCUGUUCUUCAGAAGGGAAUCCGGAUCCCACCUCCUGGAAUCUGUGAUGUGCUUAGGUUCCACUUAGAAGGGACUGAAUACAAGAUGACUCUACCUGUGGAACCAAGAUUUACAAUUCCUUUGUGCCAGACCGUCAGCGUCUCUGUGCUUGUUGGACGCAAAGAUACAAAUAAAGUUGCAUGCAUUAUCAAGAAAUCCCUUUUUGAUUAUAUCGAUCGAACAUCAUAUCGGGCUUUAGCUUUUGACUAUCUUGAUUUCUCCUCUCCUAUUUACUUGUUUGUAUCGGGUGUUCGGGCAUGGAUAUCUUUGCUGUUCACGGACCAUGGUAACGAGGGCGCACUUGAUGUUUUUGGGAUAGAGAUGGAUUUCUGUGAUGCUGCCAAUUCUGAAGACGAGGUCCUGUGGCUUCUAGACAUGGUGGACUGGAAGUAAACUCAGUGGUGACUGUCUUCUAGAUAUCCGUCAGGUGGCCAAUCCUAGCUGGAGAAUGUCCACUUUGGCUAAAUCUUGUACAUAGUUAUGCUGCUAGAAUGGAUGACUAUUUAAGUUAUGCACAAUGGCUAAUUCCAAUUUAAAUUUAUUUUUUCUGAAAUACAGUUUUAGUUUCAUCGUGGAAGAAUUCAGAAUUAGAUCCUCUAAGAUCAUUUCAUGUA
Molecule: messenger RNA, 1435 nt
Organism: Lycium ferocissimum
Lineage: Eukaryota; Viridiplantae; Streptophyta; Magnoliopsida; Solanales; Solanaceae
Product: F-box protein At5g39250
Exons: 2
Coding region: 462-1214 (250 amino acids)
Molecular function (GO): protein binding
Source: RefSeq, a predicted model, not a curated record